Coffea eugenioides is the source of this 1213-nucleotide messenger RNA. Its product is annotated as tetraspanin-19-like. Lineage: Eukaryota; Viridiplantae; Streptophyta; Magnoliopsida; Gentianales; Rubiaceae. The record is from RefSeq and is a predicted model, not a curated record. Gene Ontology annotation, cellular component: membrane. The coding region runs from base 173 to 841 and encodes 222 amino acids. The transcript is spliced from 6 exons.
ACUCUGAACAGCAGAAGUCUCGAGCCAUCUUCAGUUAAUCAAGGCCUAACUACUAAAACCUAGAACCACUUUUAAGGUCUUAUGCAAUUUGCAAGUCUUGUACAUAUAUUUUCAGCAAGUGAUAGGCUGUAAAGAUUUAAACAAGCUUAAUUUCUACUUAGCUAGUUUGAAAAUGGCGAGAGCUAUGAAGAGAUGCCUGCAAGUAACCCUAAAAGUGUUGAAUGCAGCAAUGGGUUUGUUGGGCAUUGCAAUGAUCAUAUAUGGUAUCUGGAUGAUUAGAGUUUGGGAGCGAGACAUCGACUACAGCUCAUCCGUUGCUGAUGAUGAUGAUGAUGCUUAUGCUUUGCCAUGGUUGAUUCAUGCUUUUGUUGGUGUUGGCAUUGCUUUGUGUGCAAUCACAUUCCUUGGUCAUAUGGCAGCAGGUACUGCCAAUUCCUGGUGCCUCAGCUGCUACUCUUUCGUUGUCUUCGUGCUUCUCAUAUUGGACACAGCAUUGCUAGCAGAUGUUCUGCUCAACUCAGACUGGGAAGAGGAUCUACCGGAUGAUCCAUCAGGAAGAUUCGACGAUUUCAAGGAUUUUGUGAGUUCAAAUAUGCAAUUAUGUCAAUGGGUUUCAUUCUCGAUAUUUCUAGCUCAGGGUUGCUCCAUCUUGAUUGCCACAAUCAUCAAAAGUCUGGAUGCAGACGAGAGAAUCAACUAUGAUACUGAUAGUGAUGUAGAGCAUGGUAAUUCCAGGGCCCCGUUUCUGAACCCACCUGCUGCACAAACGAUUCCAACAUUUGCGAUUGGGGAACCACAAUUCGUUUACUACAAAUAUGAGGACCGGAGGGUAACCGAUUGAACUGGCUGGAGCUCCAGUGUAUGCUGGAUUUGGAAGGGUGUAACAAAGAACUCAGUUGAAGAUGCUGUGGAUUCUCAGUUUCUUGCCUGCAGAAUAAAAGCCAAAACGUGCAUGGGCAUGGUCACUAGUUCUUACUUUGUAGUAGCAACCCCACGAAAUUUCCUUGGUUUGCAGUAGAAUCUUCCAAAUAUGGCCAUCACAAUCUACUGGAACUUAGAGGGUUUUAUGUACUAAAGCCUUAGUCAAUCAGGGUUGAAAACUUGAUGUUCACCGAAGAACUUUUAAAAGUCUGUAAUUUGUCUUUCAAGAAGAAAGAGUCUGCAAUGCUCUGGUGUUUUUCUCGGAUCAGCCUCUCAAGUCAAGUUUUUCUCC